This is a messenger RNA of Truncatella angustata, 1737 nucleotides long. RefSeq lists its product as uncharacterized. The record is from RefSeq and is a predicted model, not a curated record. The coding region runs from base 1 to 1737 and encodes 578 amino acids. The transcript is spliced from 3 exons. Lineage: Eukaryota; Fungi; Ascomycota; Sordariomycetes; Amphisphaeriales; Sporocadaceae.
AUGGGUUCACUUGGCCAGGAGUCUGACAUUCCUGUCAUGUCUAAACGAAUUGUUGUUUGCUGUGAUGGCACCUGGCAAUCAUCCGUGUCGGGUCUCAAGAACGUUCCUUCGAAUGUAACGCGUUUAGCCCGCUCUAUUGCCCGCAGUGCCAGGGAUGUGGAUGGUAAGAUUUGGCAACAGAUCGUGCACUAUGAUGCCGGCAUAGGCACGGGCGAUAUUAGCAAAGAAGAGAAAGACCGACAAGGCGGAUUCGGUAUUGGCUUCAUUGGCAAUGUCAUCGAGGCAUACAACUUUAUUGUUCUCAACUACUCGAAGGGAGACCAAAUUUUCUGCUUUGGCUUCUCCAGAGGCGCUUACACAGCUCGAGCAGUAGCUGGUCUUGUCAACGACAUAGGUGUCAUCUCACCGAGAGAUCUUCAAGAUUUCCCAGAUCUCUAUAGACUCUACCAGGAAAACAAAGACAGUCAUGGUUUUAGGAAGUCUAGGCACUACCGCGAAUGGGUCAACGGUGCCCUUUCCGACGCAGAUUCUGUCGCCAGCCCUGUUUCUCCCCAGACGCCACGGUAUGGCAAAUCCUACCAUGCCGACGCACCGGAGGAUUCGAGAGUCGUUCAAGUCGUAGGUGUGUUUGAUACUGUUGGGAGUCUGGGAGUACCUGAUCUACCAUGGACCGUACCUCAUCUAAACUGGCUGGAGAAGUUCCUCGGGAUUCCGGAUGCCGGGUUUCACAACGUCGCACUCAGCCCAUAUAUUCGCCAUGCUUUCCAUGCGCUGGCUCUCGACGAGCAUCGAUCACCAUUCUCUCCAACUCUGUGGCACUUUCCGCCCGACGGAGACCUCUCGACGAAGAAGCCACGAAAGUCUCAUGAUGAGCUUCAUGAAGACUGGAAGAGGAUAGAGCAUGACCCAGAGGCGACCCAGAAACAGAUUGAAGCUACGUGGGGAGAACUGAUUGACUCUGAGAUGUACGAGGCACUGAAGGGUACCGAUUCGGAGCUACUCCAGGUUUGGUUUCCAGGCUACCACAUCAACAUUGGCGGAGGUAGUGAUGACCCUCUAGAUGAGAGGGAGGGCGACUUUGAACAAAUUGCGCUCAUCACGUUCGCGUGGAUGUGCGAGCAAAUAUCCCCAUACAUCCAGCUCGACAAGGACAUAUUCAACUUGGCCAAAAACUCGCUUCAAGACCGAUACGACCUAAUCGCAUGCCCCUUAGAGCCGCUUCCCCCGACCAUGCUGCCAAAAGGUGGCAAUGAUAUUGGACACUGGCUCAAGAAGAGAGCGUCGAGCUUUCUCGUAAAGAAUGGGCUCAAGGAUAGUCACAAAACUGUAUCAGAACAGGUUCAGUUCGGCUGGGCCACUGGGCCCAUCGAGGAUAGCUUCAGCGGCGCUAUGGUCUUAGCUGGCUCGAGGACCCGGACACCCGGACGAUAUAACGAAAGAAAUUUUGACGGAGUCAGGAUUGGAAAGACCUACGAAAUGAUCCACCCGACCGUAUGGUACCGCCAAGAGAGGAGGCCUGACUAUCUGCCAGAGGCCCUCAAAGGAUUCAAGCGCCAACAAGCCAGCACCAAAGGCUUCGAGUGGAGAAAUGGAAGCACUGCAAUACCGGAAUAUCUCAUCAAACCGAAUGAUUUCUUCACGAGGUACAUUGCUGCUCACAACGAUUUGGAAGGCGAGGCCAAUGCUUUUGAGUUCAUCCGUAGUAUUGACAAGGUCGUUGGAGAGCAACCAAUAUAG